Messenger RNA from Salvelinus sp. IW2-2015, 4006 nucleotides. Its product is annotated as APC membrane recruitment protein 1-like. Gene Ontology annotation, cellular component: plasma membrane. Lineage: Eukaryota; Metazoa; Chordata; Actinopteri; Salmoniformes; Salmonidae. The record is from RefSeq and is a predicted model, not a curated record. Gene Ontology annotation, molecular function: beta-catenin binding; phosphatidylinositol-4,5-bisphosphate binding. Gene Ontology annotation, biological process: regulation of canonical Wnt signaling pathway.
UGGACCCCAGGACACACCCCGCUCUCACUACAACUACCAGAAUUCAAUGCGUACAUUAACAAGAGGCUCAAGACUGUUUGUGUUCCACGACUGAAGAAAGUGAUUCGGAUGUAUUGUUUGUUAUUCUGGCGUGUAGAAGCCCAACAAGAAAAAUGGAAGCAAAUGGUUUUGGAAGAUUGAUUGCCAGCAGUCUUUGCACCUGAUGGUGAUACCAUCAUGCUCAUAUCUGUUCACUUCACCUUCCUGUAGAUUGUUGCCAUGGAGCACUGCGACGGAAAUGAGCCAGCAAGUGAUACAAAGCAUUUGUCUGCUGGCUGUGAGCAGACGGCCAUGGGUGACCAGGAUUCACAGACUGAGGUGAAGCCUCCAUCUGACAUUUCUGAUGCUGUACCCCUUGAGCAUCAGCCAUCAGGGAAACUGAGGAGGACUGCCUUAAGAUUCUUUGGAGGACGCAAAAGCAUCUGUGUUUUACCAAACUUCUUUGGGGGAAGGAACAAAAAUCUGAACAAGUGGUCCUCUAAGAAGGGAGUCAGCAAGAGUAAAACUCAUGAUGGACUUAGCAAGGCAGACUGGGAGGACAGUCUGGGAAUUGGAAAUGUCCCAGCAGGAUAUUUUGAGUACCACAGCCAGAAAGAUACUGCUGGAAAGGCUUGUAGGGAAUUUGGUCACCCUACUGGUGAUCAGAAGUCAUUCUCUCUCCCCCGGCAGAAAAAGGGUUUGAGAGAACUUUUUAACAGCAUCAGGCGUUGUAGGAAGAAUAGAAAUUUUGAUUUUGAAAAAAAUGAAAUAGUUUCGAAUUCUCAUGUCUGCAACAAAGAGGUGCCUAUUGCCCAGACUAUCAUUGACCAAAAUGACACGGAGUGCCUGGGCAGUUUGUCUGAAUCCAAUGUGCCUGUUUCGGCAAACGUUGACAAUUGUUUGACAAUUGCUCCUGAAUGUAUUAAUGUUGAUGUCAUAGUGUCUGUAAAAGACCUGGUGAAACAAGGGAGUCUGGAUUCUCUGAUAGGGGAACUGAAGAAAGGUGAGGAUAUGGUAGAGACACUCCAUAUAAACACAGAACCAGAUUCUUUCCCGAAGACUAACCUAGAGUCUACUGUGAACGUUCAGCUGCCUACUGGCUCAUCUCAGAUGAGCUUGAUGUUUGGUGAUGUGGCCUCUCUAAAGAGUUUUGACUCGCUCACUGGCUGUGGUGACAUAAUAGCUGAUCAAGAUGACGGCAGUAUUGCAGAUUCUCAGGGCACAGUCUCAAGGGAAAGGAGUCGAAAUGCAGGCAAAAGGAGUUCCUGUUAUGUUACGUACCAGGGUGGAGGAGAAGAAAUGGCCACCCCUGUUAAGGUGGACGGAGAUUAUCUCCACGACCUCUGGGAAAAUGAGGUUGCAGAGGACGCUUGCUAUACCCACAGCCAGGAAGAAGACUUUCUAGAGCACAGUGAAAGUCCUAGGAUGACACCUGAAGAGCCAUCUAGCUCCUAUACCAUGGACAUCAGCAGCAACAGCAAUGGUGCUCUUGGAGUUACAGAGACCACCCUUACAUCUUCGGAUGUCAUGACCCCACAGAGCGAAAAUCAAGUGUCAGUUCCUAACAGCGAUGAGGGUUACUAUGACUCUACCACCCCAGGACAAGAUGAAGACGGACGUGACAAAGUUGACAGGAUCAGGACCGAUAGACUACCAAGGGACAGUUAUAGUGGCGAUGCACUGUAUGAGCUUUUUGAGCCUGAUGACAGUCUUAUCAGUCCACCUUUUGAAAAAGCUAAGCUGCCCGUCUCUGAUCCACUUGAGUUUUUAGACAUGUCAGCUCAGUGUGGUGAUGAAGAUGUAAAUGCUGUGUUCGCUCCUGAAACGGGUCUAAUUGAAGAGGACAGGCUAACUGGGAAUAGGGAGAAAAUGCUUGGCAACCCUAAGUUGUCAGAUGCAGUUUUUGGCACCUUUACCUCAACAUGUCAAUCACAAGAAAUUGACUCUGCGCAAAACAAGCCACAGUCCCCACUGUUAAAAGGAAAUCAUGAUCUAUCUAAAGAAACAAAGAAUGACUUGGAGGAUGGCCAGACAGUUUGCUUCUCCCAAGCCCUAGUGGACUUCACAAAACAAUCACAUGUUUAUAGAAAUUUAACUGAAAGCAUGGGAGGCUCUGAGUCAAACUCUCCCUUUGCCCAAAACAUGCAAGCCCUCCCAGCCAUUGUCACGUUUGAUGUCGUGGACAUGGAUAACGAGGGGGAAUAUGACCAGCAGAUGGAUAUGGUAAUGGAGGAGGAAUACAUCACGUCGCCUUAUGAAGUGUUUGAAGAAAGCUACCUGCAAAAGGAUGCGUUUGCUGAAUGUGACUUACGAAUGUUUGACCUCCUUGAACAGAGUCUCCUCAGUAAUACUUGGGGAAUCGCCAGCCUGCCACGUCACCUUAGCCUUACACAAGUCAAUCGGUCGAGUCCACUGGCUCCUCUGCCGAGUCCUCUGGCCUUAAAUAGGAGGAGUAGAUCCCUGGACARGGAGAGCUUGGAGUUAGAGAUGACUGACAUGUAUUUAGGGAGUGGGGCAGCACUAGCGUCUUGCCCUAGAACUGAAAGGGACUCGAAGAGAGUGUCCUCGCUUCACCGCAAAAAUGAUGGACACAUUUCCACUUCAGAAAACAGGGAUAAUAGGCAGAGCAUGUUUCCGUCAUGGCAGCCAGAGACUGAGGGGACUGUAACGCACCCACGAGCAGAUGGGAAAAGAACAGAGCAGACGUACAGUCUCUAUCAAACUCAAAACAGACACAUGGUAUCAUUCAGUCAGCCUGUCAGUCGAGUCCCAAACUGUAAAUCUCAACCGAUCUCAGCUAGCAAAAUGACUGACAGAGUAUCCUGUAAUUAUAUCUCUCAGAUUACAGGACCAUUACAUAGGCCAUCUCAUCUUCCUUUGCAAUCAGAAUCCUGUCGGCCCCAUGCCCCCUAUGGGAGAUCAGUUAAGGCAUCAGAUGGUGGUGGUGAGGCCCUUUUUUACACAUCGACCGUUAGCUCUCAUCCUUACAAUCAACACAAUAAGAUGCCUCAACCUUGGUUGUGAGUCUGGCAGUUCUGUAAGCAGGGCUCUAAACUAAUUUUUAAAAUGCAGGAGCACCACAUAAAAUGUAGGAACAGCAGAAAUUUGAUUUUUAAAAUUGUUUAAGAUACAGUAUAGCCUAGCUACUUCUAAAGCACAUGUUGUGCCCUAGAAACAAAUAUGAAACACUGUAAACACUUUUUUUUAUUAUAAGAAGCAAAAAUGUUGAUUUAAAUACCUCAUUUAAAAUUAAGUCAUUUGUGGAAUAUUAGGUCUCUACAUCAUGUAAAUUCACUUUUAACAUUUAACGUUGUACACCGUCUCUUUAAGAGCAUCAAGUUUGUUAUGACAUGCAAGACGUCAUUCGUUCAUUGUUAUGAUCAUGGAUCUCCUGAAGAAGCUAUCCCUUUUCCUUUCUUUCUGUGCCCCCAAAUGUUUGGAUAUACUGUUAUCAGGUUGUUAGCUAGCUAGCUAAUAAGGUAUCAAACAUGACUGAACAAGGUGUAAAACAAAUGCGGUCCGCAAGUAGUUUUAGAACGUCCCGCGACAUGGUUUAUGGCCUCCCAAUCUGUGACAAAAAAAACAACAAACGUUGCACUGAUAAUAUUGGUCAGCUCUUUUGAACUGUUUGGGCUAGAAACAAGCAGUUUUUGCUGUAUUAAUGGUGCAAGCAUGACUCUUAAUGAAUCUGGACUCGGGGAAACGAUAAGCCUUAUUACAAAAAUUAUAUUUAUUUUGUUGCACUGGUGCUCCCAAAUUAAAACUCCAGGUUGAGGUCGCACAGCAAAAUAUUUAGUUGCAAAUGUGCACUUCAAAGCCCUGCCUGUAAGGCCAGUGGACUAUGAGCAGCAGGCAGACUUCACCAUUAAAGCAAGAAAAACUGGAUAUGGUACACCCUGUUGAAUGUAACAAACACACAGUGCCUUCGGAAAGUAUUCAGACCCCUUGACUUUUUCCACAUUUUAUUACGUUACAGCCUUAUUCUAAA